Messenger RNA from Triticum aestivum (bread wheat), 2966 nucleotides. Its product is annotated as B3 domain-containing protein protein_Os12g40080. Gene Ontology annotation, molecular function: DNA binding. The record is from RefSeq and is a predicted model, not a curated record. The coding region runs from base 331 to 2664 and encodes 777 amino acids. Lineage: Eukaryota; Viridiplantae; Streptophyta; Magnoliopsida; Poales; Poaceae. The transcript has 10 exons.
UCACCAAAACUGUCGCCAGCGGCGAGCACCGGAGCCUAAUCCUUCUCCGUCACUACCGGGGAAGAAGAUUUCGAGAAUGGGGUUUGCUGUUCCAGGUGGAGGUGGCGGCGAGCCACCUGAUGCCCUACGGCGGAACCAGGCGCUCCGCGCGCGUCGACCCCGCCUGGUCUGGAGGGUUAGCGCGAAAUUCGACUAGGCCAAGCGUAGUUGGUGGCAGUGUCUCGCCGUGGAGAGAGACCGUGGCCUGUGAGGAAGAGGGUGAGGGGAUGAGGAGGAGGAGGAAGAAGGAUAUUUGGGUCUUUGCGCGUGGCCUGAUGGUGUGGUCAAAGAAUGCAGACAUCUUUAGCAAGAUGCAACGAGUGCGUCGUGUACCAUAAUUGGCACUGCAAGGGUGACUGGAAAAAGCGUUUCGUCAAGAUUGUCACCGGUGAUUUUGUGGAUGUACCAAGAAAGUUUUUAGUAAAUAAUAUGAGAGGACAGAUACCUGACGAAGUCAAUCUUGAUUUACCUAAUGGUAAAGCAUAUACUGUUCAGGUUUCGAAGCAAGAGAAUGGCCUCAUCUUUCAAUCUGGAUGGGCAGAAUUUGCCAGAACUUAUGAACUCGUACAGGGUGAUAUCUUAUUGUUUGAAUCCAGUGGAAGCUCCUGCUUUGAAGUUCGAAUAUUCAAUCAAACUGGCUGUGAGAAAGAGUUAUCCUGUGUUGCGAUGAAAAACACUCCUUGUCUCAAUGAAAAGAGCAUGCCGCAUGAUAAUGAUAUGCAGUCGCCAAAAAAUGAAAGGUGUGGUAACAUGAGUGGCAAAAGUCACACGAUAUGCAAGGUGUGUGCUGCAUUUUAUUAUUGGCACCAUAUGGAUAAAAUGCGUUUCUUCAUGGUUAUGAUGGGUGUCAGGGCCUCAAAAAAUGAACUGACCAUACCUAAAGAGUUCGCAAACAAUGUCAGAGGGAAAAUAUCUGACGAAAUAAAGCUGGAAGUCCCAGAUGGACAAACAUAUAGAGUUCAGGUUGACAAGGAACCGAAUGAAGUAGUCCUUCGAUCUGGAUGGGAUGCAUUUGUUAGUGCCUAUGAACUUAAAGAGGGUGACACAUUGUUGUUUGCGUAUACUGGGAACUCCCACUUGAAAGUUCAAAUCUUCAAUGUAAGUGGUUGUGAUAAAUUGUUAUCGUGCGUCAUGAAGAAUAAUCCUAUGCGAUCACCUAGAGAAAGUAUGAAGAAACUAUGCACAGUGUGCCUAGAAUGUGUUGAUCGCCACUAUUGGCACAUGAAAGAUCAUGAUUGGUGUUUUGUCAAGGUUAUGAGUCUGAGUAAUUUCAAGGAUGAAAUGGCCAUACCAGAUGAGUUCACCACUAAUUUCAGAGGACACAUUUCUGAUAAAGUCAAACUAGAAGUAGCAGAUGGCAACAUUUAUAAUGUUCAGGUUGCCAAGGAACAGGAUAAGUUUAUUCUUCGAUCAGGGUGGGUGGACUUCACCGGUGUUUAUGAACUUCAACAGUAUGACUCCCUGUUCUUUAUAUAUAGUGGGGACUCCCACUUCAAAGUUCGAAUCUUGAAACCAAGUGGUUGCGAGAAAGCGUCGUCAUGUGUUACAAUGAGCCGUGGUCCUAAUGUCCAAGAAAGGGUCAUUUGUCAUGCUCUAUCACUACCUAGCAUAAAAAGAUGUAGAAAUGACAAUUGGACGGACAAUUCGAAAACUGCAAAGGUUACUCCAACGGACUCACCUUCACAGAAAUCAAGUUCAGAAAUGAACACACAAGAUGUCACAUCUUCAAAAUAUAUUCCAGAACCAAGGAGUUCAGGUGGCCUUCCGGGGUCCACUGAAUCACGAUACAUCUUAGAAAAGGGCUGUAUACUGACUAGCGCUCAGAAGGCAAGAGUCGACACAUUUGUGAAGGAAAGUUGGACUGGAAUCCAAUUUUAUGUCACAGUCAUGAACGAGAAAAGUCUGUCUGAUGGAUGUCUGGUCAUCUGCAAGGAUUUUGCAGCCAAACACCUUCCGCACAAAGACCAGACGAUCAAACUCUGUUAUCCUCAGAACAGCAAAACAUGGGAUGCCAAUUUGGCGGUUAUCACUGAUGGCGCAUGCACCCGUUCAUGCAUCCUUGCUGCUGGUUGGCUGGACUUUGUACGCGACAACAACUUGCGGGAAGGCGAUAUCUGCGCAUUCGAAGUGUCAAAGGACCAUGAUAGAGUGAUAAUAACGGUCCACCUCUUAAAGAAUGUCGUCGUAACAGGACAUACCAAAUCAACCAGCCAGCAGCAGAAGAAAUGGACUCACCCAGGCUAUGUGGUCACAAAAUACACCAAACUGACUUGCAAGCAGAAGAGAAAAAUCGAAGAGAGGAUCCAGGCUAUUAGACCUGAAACCAGAAUAUUCGUGUCCAUCAUCUAUAGCAGCCGUGCCAAGCUGUCCAUAGAAGUGCGAUAUGCUACCGCUCAUCUUCCACGCGAGGAGCAGUGGGUGAGGCUUCAACUGCCUGGGAAGAACCACACUUGGAAAGCCAAGCUCUAUAUCGGCGACAAGGACAAGGGCAAAUGUUACGCGCUACAAACAGGCUGGAAGAAGUUUGUAGAUGAUAACAAACUGCAGGAUGACGACAUGUGCCUGUUUGAGCUACUCAAGAAUGAGGAGCUCACCAUGAACGUCCACAUCAUUCGCGGAGAUUGAGAGAAGCGUAGCUGUCCAAUGUCGCCUGCCAUGGUGGUGGCGCCACUCUUGUGGUGAUGCGUAGUUGGUUCAUUUUGUAUCAGAAAUCCACAAACUUUGGGUUCCCCCAUCUCCCAAAUACUUGCAAGAAACCCUGUAGAUGUCGAUGAGAUGGGUUUCAGUUUGGUUUCAGCUCCUGCAAGCAUGUCUAUGUUUUGUUUGAAAGCUACUGGUUAGAUUUAUUUAUUUUUUGAAAAGAGGAAAAAACCCUCAAUCUCUACACCUGAUGCAUGCAUAUAACUGCAUAUAUUGUUAAUUGUUGA